Pyrenophora tritici-repentis Pt-1C-BFP is the source of this 1156-nucleotide messenger RNA. Its product is annotated as CDC33, Translation initiation factor 4E (eIF-4E). NCBI's taxonomy places the organism in Eukaryota, Fungi, Ascomycota, Dothideomycetes, Pleosporales, Pleosporaceae. Gene Ontology annotation, biological process: translational initiation. The record is from RefSeq and is a predicted model, not a curated record. Gene Ontology annotation, molecular function: translation initiation factor activity; RNA 7-methylguanosine cap binding. Gene Ontology annotation, cellular component: eukaryotic translation initiation factor 4F complex.
AUGACCAUGAACGAAACCAAUCGUCUCAUUCGCAUGCUCAGGGCCUCUGCUGCUCAACAUGCUGACCACAGCUACUCUAGUGACCGCCAAUUUCACGACUCCGCCAACGACAUUCGCAAGAAUCUCAGGACUUCGGCUGCAGCUCGCAAGCCCCUCUCCGUUUCGCUGCUCGAAGAUCUCAUCUACGCUACCAAGCACGGUGUGCCCUACCCCAGCGAGCCUCUGACAUAUCAGUCCAAGGUCGCUCUCGAACACAUCCUUGACACUCUCAACCGGACCAUUCCCCAGGAGCCCGCAGUUUCCAUCACAUUCCCCGCGAUGGCUGGUCGAUUCCCGGUGCUUAGCACCUCCAACCUCCCCGCUGCCUCAGCCGAGGAACAGUCCGCCACAGCAUCACCCGCCCGCGGCACUGCUAUGCUCAACAACAUCUUCAAGUCGGUACGCGUUCCGGAGUUCCGCUUCAAAUGGAUGUUCUGGGCCGAGAAGGGUCAGCAAGCCGCACCCAAGGAUAAGUCAGCAUCAUCGGAGGAGUACCUCACACGUCCCAAGCCACUUGGAGAGCAGAUUGUCUCCGUCAAGGAGUUUUACCAGCACUUCAACAACAUUCCGGUUGAGAAUCUGAAGCUCCGGGACUCGAUACACCUGUUCCAUCUCGGUGUGAAGCCGGUCUGGGAAGACCCGCGGAACAUGCGAGGUGGAGCAUGGUACUUCAAGGUCAGCAAGGACCUGGCGUCGCAGUUCUGGCACGAGAUGUGCCUGCUUGCGGUCGGCGACAUCUUGCAGGGAGCCGUCGAGACAAAGCGUGCCUCCUUCAAUGACGACAUCUGCGGAAUCUCGUACAGUGUUCGUUGGAAUGCUGUACAGAUCGCCGUCUGGAACCGGGACGCUGACAACGAGGACGGCCGCACGAAGCUCCUGGCAGUCAUUCUUGACAAGCUGUCCGAAGAGCUGCGACCCAAGAAGGAGGACAGCUACUGGUAUAAGGCGCACAAGGAGCACAAGGGCUUUAUUGAGCAGUAGUGAGUCGACCUUGUGCCUAUAGCUGUCGCUCCGGGCAAGAUGAUGUGGUGGAAGAAUUGAGUACGGAUGAGACAUUGGGUCUCACAUAUGUGCAUACAAGCAUGAGCGUUGAUAAAUACAUCCUUUUAAGUGUGCA